Molecule: messenger RNA, 2653 nt
Organism: Rattus rattus (black rat)
Lineage: Eukaryota; Metazoa; Chordata; Mammalia; Rodentia; Muridae
Gene: Tp53i11
Product: tumor protein p53 inducible protein 11
Exons: 6
Coding region: 151-765 (204 amino acids)
Source: RefSeq, a predicted model, not a curated record
AGGCCAGGCUGGAAGCAUCCUCCUCAACCCAUUUUACAGGAGAGGAAACUGAGGCAGCCGCAACACCAUCUCCUUAGGCCCUGAGUAGGGCCUGGCCACAUUCUUCUCACCCUACAUUGGGACCUGGGGUCUGGAAGUCCAGCAAGAACAAUGGCUGAGGCCAGUGUCUCCCCAUGUCCCUCAGCAGAAGAAAAAAUGGCGGCCAAACAGCCUCCUCCGCUCAUGAAGAAGCACAGCCAGACAGAUCUUGUGAGCCGCCUGAAGACCAGAAAGAUCCUGGGCGUGGGCGGGGAGGAUGAUGAUGGGGAAGUGCACCGGUCAAAGAUCAGCCAGGUUUUGGGCAACGAGAUAAAGUUUGCCGUGCGGGAGCCUCUGGGGCUCAGGGUCUGGCAGUUUCUCUCUGCUAUGCUGUUCUCCAGUGUGGCCAUCAUGGCCCUUGCCCUCCCUGACCAGCUCUACGAUGCAGUUUUUGAUGGGGCUGAGGUCACGAGCAAGACCCCCAUCCGCCUCUACGGUGGCGCCCUCCUUAGCAUCUCCCUGAUCAUGUGGAACGCACUCUACACAGCUGAGAAGGUCAUCAUCCGCUGGACUCUGCUCACUGAGGCCUGCUACUUCGGGGUGCAAUCCUUGGUGGUCACUGCCACACUUGCUGAGACGGGCCUCAUGUCCCUGGGGACCCUGCUGCUCCUGGCCAGCCGCCUCCUCUUUGUUAUUGUCAGCAUCUACUACUAUUACCAAGUCGGCCGGAAACCCAAGAAAGUGUAGCGGGCUGGGACCUGCCUGGGCCUGGACCUGGGCCAGAGCAGCUGGGGACUUCACUGACCAUGGGUCCCAGGCAGGCCCGCAGGCAGGCAGGGUGCACGCACUUCCUUCCCUCCCAGGCACUCCCUGGAGUCAGCUUGGAUCUCCUGGGAUUCUAGGAGUGACCAGUCAGGCUGCGGCCUCUGCAUCCCACCCCUCACCCCGUACAGGGACAACUCCUGGCCCUGUCUUUCUCGGCCUCUAGACUCUAACGGGCACAGUCUAGAGUGAGUUUUGGGGUCUGGGCUGAGUGAGUCAAGGUUAGUUCCUCUGCCGGGAAACCCUUUCUAGGAGGUUGUAUCAGCCCCAGAAGCAGCUCUCAGCCUCUCCCCAUCCAGAAACCGGAUGUGUGAGUCUCUCUCUCUCUCUCUCUCUCUCUCUCUCUCUCUCUCUCUCACACACACACACACACACACACACACACACACAGAAAUUCUAGAGUCCCAACUGAGGUCAUCUAGCCAAGGGGAUUGACUGCCUCCCUUGAGCCAAGUUCCCCACCCCCGUCCUGUACAUCUGACCCUCUCUUUGGCCUGCUGUAGGUUGUUCUGAUUCUCUGGCUGGCUGGCUGCUUGCCUGCCUGCACCCCAGAGCCCCAGUCCCUUCCCAACAUGCCAGGGUUAGCUAAUAUACCACAGGCCUGACAGUUCCUGGCCCCUGGCUGUCCAUAGGCUCCUAGUGCAUGAGGAAUUCUGAGGAGAAGCAAAGUGAGGACAUUUCUUUGGCAUGGCCUCCAAGGCCUGCAUGGCUACACCUGGCUCGGUGCCUCCUCCAGAGGCUGCCCUAAGGCUUACGGGGUAAAGCCUACAGCCCCUCAAAUCCUACAACGGAAAGAGACAGGAGUGAAUCUGCCAUCCUCCACAUCCCAAGAGUGGGCCUCUAGAGCUGAAGAUACAUCCCCGGUGCCACCAGCCUGUGUGGCCCCUCCCCUUAGUCCUAGCUCCCAGCGCCUUCCCACUCUUCAGCAGCAAGCACACUAAGAGAUUCGGCUGAGGCCUCUCCCUUCUGCAAGGGGGUGUCCUCUAUGCCUGAGGACCCUUUCCCUAGGGCACCUGGGCUCACAGCCUCCCAGGGCUCAGUUGUUCCUGCUGCCAAGUGCCCCAUGACAAUGGCCUGUGCCUAGUGGAGGGGACUCAGGGAAGUUUCAGUGGAAGACAUGCUCAGCAGUGGCCUAGGCUGCUUCUGUAACCAAGGUCUGGCAGAGUGGCGAGCCCCUGCGCGUUCAGGAAGGGCCCAUUGCAUAUAUCUGCCUCCUGUCACGGGCUUUGCGCCAGGUCCCUCAGUUCCCAACUCUUGACUCAGAGCACAGGUCCAGCCACUGCCAGCUCUUAGUACAGUGGCAGCGGCUGUAGAGCGGGUGACAUUGGUUGACUGUUCUCAGAGGAUUUAUCCUCUUGAAUCCUCUACGAAUGCAGAUAUAGUCCCAAGGGAGAGAGUCGUAGGAAUUGAAGAUGCCAGCCAUACACAGCCUGCAGGGACAUCUGCCAGGCUUCCCCUCAGCACGAGGAGGUGGCAGGGCCUGCCUGGGAUGGUGACCAGAUCUCCGUGGUUAAACUGCAGUGAUACUUUUUAGGUGGGGUGGGCUCAAGGCCAGACUGAGGCUGGCAUACAGACACCUGUGGCCUCCGGGACACACUAAGCAUGGAAGGAGGCAGCGAUGGAGACAGGAGCCCCACCCUGGCUCUGAGCUCAGGGUGCCCUGACUGCCCCCCCCUCACAGCUCCUCUUGUGCUUCUGCCUGGCCCCCAAGACCGCCUCUGUCAUGGUCACUAUUUAUUCCUUGUUCCCUUUUCUUUUUGUAAGAAACAGUCACGGAAAAAAAAAAAAAAACAAAACAAAACAAUGGAAACGA